GCUGCCUCCAGGAGCUCCUCACACGCUGGGUUGGGGUUAGAAACGGGCCGCCGCGUCAUCAAAGUCUGCCUGGAGGGAGGUCUGCAACUGUGUUCCUGCCUCCUUCUCCCCCAUGCCCCCCAAGCCGGGAGCUGAAGUGUGUCAAGUGCAAGGAGGGCCAGCCCGUUGUGGUGAUCCGAGCAGGAGAUGCCUUCUGCAGGGACUGCUUCAGGGCGUUUUACGUCCACAAGUUCAGAGCCGUGCUGGGGAAGAAUCGGCUGAUCUUUCCAGGAGAGAAGGUGCUCCUGGCAUGGUCUGGGGGGCCUUCAUCCAGCUCCAUGGUCUGGCAGGUCCUUGAGGGCCUGAGUCGAGAUUCUGCCAAAAGACUGCGUUUUGUGCCGGGGGUGGUCUACGUGGACGAGGGGGCGGCUUGCGGGCGGAGCCCCGCCGACAGAGCGCACACCGUGGCGGAGAUGAGGCUGCUCCUGCAGGCCGUGGGCUUCCCGUGGCACGUUGUCACCUUGGAGGAGGUGUUCAGUCUGCCUCCGUCGGUGCUACGCUGCUUUCCCCAGGAGCCGGUGGGCGCCGUGGGGACCUACAAGGUGGCUGUGGACAGUUACCUCCAGCAGCAGCAUGCACUGGGGCCCGAGAGGGCGGGGGGCAGCCCCAUCCCCGCCCAGGAGGGAGAGCGGGCAGGCCAGCCCUGCUCCCAUGACCCUCGGGGCCUGGCAGGGCCACAGCCAGCUGCCCAGACCGAGGCUCUGUCCCAACUGUUUGGCUCCGUAAAGACGCUGACGGCCAAAGAAGAGCUGCUGCACACCCUGCGGACCCACCUGAUCCUGCACGUGGCCCGGACCCACGGCUACUCCAAGGUGAUGACAGGUGACAGCUGUACCCGCUUGGCCAUCAAGCUCAUGACCAGCCUGGCCCUCGGGAGAGGGGCCUUUCUCGCCUGGGACACGGGCUUCUCAGAUGAGCGGCACGGUGACGUGGUGGUGGUGCGGCCCAUGCGCGACCACACGCUGAAGGAAGUCGCUUUCUACAACCGCCUGUUUGCCGUCCCCUCCGUCCUCGCCCCAGCCAUGGACACCAGGGCCCCCGAAAAGGCCAGCAUCCACCGGCUCAUGGAGGGCUUCCUGCUGCGGCUGCAGGUCCAGUUCCCGUCCACGGUCAGCACCGUGUACAGGACGAGCGAGAAGCUGGUGAAGGCCCCCCGUGAUGGCCGUGCCACCGGCCCCCGCUGCCUGCUCUGCCUCUGUGCGCUGGACAUCGACGCUUCAGAUAGUGCCACGGCUUUCGGGGCGCAGACCUUGGACUUCUCCCAGACACAGCCCCCCACCCCUCGGGCUGAGGCUGGGUCUCCCACAGAGGUGGGCAGUGCCCAGGACUGCUGCCAGGGGGCUGGGCCCUGCAGGAGGGACGACCCCCGAGCCCGGGUCAUGGAGCAGCUGUGCUACAGCUGCCGCGCGAACAUGAAGGACGUGCCCUCCUUUGACCUCCUGCCACCUUACAUCUUGGCCGAGGCCCAGCUCCGCAGCCAAAGGGCCUCACAAGACAUCCAGGAGUGUCUGGUCGAGGACAGCGCUGAGGACUCGCUCACCGCUGAGACCUGAGCUCGGGACCGCCUGGAGCAGGACGGGAGGAUGGGCCGGCGGCAUGGGGUCAUAUAAAUAAAAAUACUUUUAAUUAGAAAA
Suricata suricatta (meerkat) is the source of this 1673-nucleotide messenger RNA. It is a transcript of the gene CTU2, whose product is annotated as cytosolic thiouridylase subunit 2. Gene Ontology annotation, biological process: tRNA wobble position uridine thiolation. Gene Ontology annotation, cellular component: cytosol. Gene Ontology annotation, molecular function: tRNA binding; sulfurtransferase activity. The transcript is spliced from 14 exons. The coding region runs from base 318 to 1592 and encodes 424 amino acids. NCBI's taxonomy places the organism in Eukaryota, Metazoa, Chordata, Mammalia, Carnivora, Herpestidae. The record is from RefSeq and is a predicted model, not a curated record.